Messenger RNA from Anneissia japonica, 4047 nucleotides. RefSeq names its product zinc finger protein 84-like. NCBI's taxonomy places the organism in Eukaryota, Metazoa, Echinodermata, Crinoidea, Comatulida, Comatulidae. Gene Ontology annotation, biological process: regulation of transcription by RNA polymerase II; apoptotic process. Gene Ontology annotation, cellular component: nucleus. Gene Ontology annotation, molecular function: RNA polymerase II cis-regulatory region sequence-specific DNA binding; DNA-binding transcription factor activity, RNA polymerase II-specific. Bases 402 to 3497 code for a protein of 1031 amino acids. The record is from RefSeq and is a predicted model, not a curated record. The transcript has 6 exons.
UUUUGUGUUCUGUUUUAUAAUAUUUUACUUCUGUUUAUAUAAACUUUGUUUAAGAAAACUGGAUCAUUUUGAAAAGCAAUACUGCGUUACUGAAAAUGCUAUCCAGUCGAAAGAAAGAAUAAUACACAAUACCUUGGACACUCAACUGUAUGAAGUAUACCGUAUACCAGAAUAUACACAAAAAUCAGCUGGAGAGAGCAUUCCAAAGGAUGCGAUCUACAAUCUCUGAAUUCGCCUAGUAAUGAAAAAGUCGUCAAGAAAAUGGUAGUAGAGUCCUUGCAGAGCCUACCUUUUACAUAUUCAGUAUAGUCAUUCCAAGAGAGGUUAUCAUCAAUUGUAAUACCAAGGUUAACAUUGAGAGUUUCAACUACAGGUACAGUACAUCAUUUAUAUUGUCAGAAAUGAAAGCAUACAAGGUUUGGGAUUUAUCAAGACAGAAAAAAAAAACCGUUGUUGCUAACUCAUUGGAUGAAAUUAUAGAAAAAGGAUCGGAGAAGCUUGACCUAAAGAAUGUUGUAAAGGUUGUGACUGAAGAGGAUGGCACUGAAAUUGAUGAAGAAUACUUGGCACACAUUCAAGAACACACAGUAUUUCUACUUCUGGAAGAGAAUGAAGAGUGGAUGAAACCAGGUUGCAAAAAUGCUAGUAUGCAGUCCCCAAAGAAACAUAAAAAACGAGGAAGACCUCUUGGACGAAAAAAUAAAGUUGAGGAUGAGGAUCCAUCUGUGAGUAUAGCUUCUGGAAGCUCAUUUGAUAUUUCACAAAAUACAUCACCAAGACGAUCUGGCCGUCAACGAAAAGAAAAUAGUCGCUAUAAAAAUUAUGAAUUUGAUGAAACUGCAGAUCUAAAACAGAUCAAACAAACAAUUGAAAAAGCUGUUUUAGAUGAUGAUGAAUGCACAGAUAAUGUUAAUGAGGAAGAAAAUAUUGUGCUUAGUGACCAAGAUAUAAAGAACAGUGGCUUUGGUGAAGACACAUUAGAAAUUGUUGACAAAAUGGUUGUCAGACAUUCAAAACGAAAGCAACAGAAGAAGAAAUCUUCCGAUUUUGUUCUUGGAGAAGAUGCAGAUGCAGAUAAUGAUGUUUGGAUUGAAGAUGAUGUUGAGGAGGCAGAUGUUAAUGAAGAGGAAUCUCAUAAUGAUCCAAGAAAGAAGCGAAUACGAACUCGUCCUCCUUUACCAUUGUGUGAGGAGUGUGGAAAACAGUUCCCAAAAAGAUCUCACCUCUACCAGCAUAUUCAGAAUGACCACAAGGUUGAAAAUGCUUUCAAAUGCUUUGAAUGUGAUGAAACAUUCGAAGACAUUGAAAAGUGGAAAGAACACGAGGAAGUACACAAAGUAAAAAAAAUCACAUGUACUUAUUGUGGGAAAAGUUUCUCUACUAAGACAAAGCUGAAUGUUCAUUUGCGAAUACACACUGGAGAACGACCUUACAAAUGUGAGAUGUGCCCAAAAGCCUUUGCAACCAACUCUACAUUUAACACUCAUAUGAAGAUGCAUACAGGUGAGAAAUUGUACACCUGCCGUGUUUGUCGUAAGAAAUUUGUGCAACGAAGUGGGCUUAGAACCCAUUUGUUAACACAUAACGAAGAUAGACCUCAUGAAUGCUCUUUAUGUAACAAAACAUUUGCAUUGCCCAUUUAUUUGAAACGACACAUGUAUACACAUACUGGGGAACGUCCAUGGAAGUGUACUAUCUGCCCAAAGUCUUUCGCUAAAAAGUGGACUCUUGAUGAGCACAUUAAAGUGCAUAAUAAAGAUCGGAAAUUUCCAUGUACUUUCUGCGACAAGUUCUUUUAUGGGACAGGAGACUUAAAAGUUCAUGAACGUAUCCAUACCGGAGAGAAACCAUACCCCUGUCCAAAUUGUAAAAAAUGUUUUGCAACUCUUACCAAAAUGAAAGUCCACCAGAGGGUUCAUACAGGUGAGAAACCAUACAAAUGUAAUUAUUGUGGAAAAGGGUUUGCAACAAGCUCCACAAGACAUGUGCAUGAACGUAUACACACAGGAGUUAAACCAUAUGUAUGUAGCCAUUGUGGAAAAGGGUUUACACAAUAUGGUAAUUUAGACAAUCACAUAAAGACUCACACUGGGGAGAAACCUUUUCAAUGUACAAAUUGUGGUAAGACUUUUUCUACUCGUACAAAUUAUGACAACCAUGUAAAGGUACAUACAAAGGAAAGACCCUACAAAUGUCAAUAUUGUGAACAGGCAUUCUUGAGCCAGUUUAGACUCGAUGCUCAUGAAAGAAAACACACUGGAGAAAAGAAAUACAAAUGUGAUAUAUGUCAGAAGCAAUUUGAUGUACCUUCCAAAUUAAAAACUCAUGUGCGAUCACAUGAUGCCCCACGUGUAUAUCAGUGCAGUCACUGUAGUAAGACUUUUGGAAACAAGGCAGGAUUUGUAACACACCUUAAGUCACAUGGAUCAAUUGUUCAUGGGCAGUACCGGUGCAAUAUGUGCAGUACAUCUUUUCAUGACAAAGCUGCUGCUGAUGUACAUAUGCAGAUUCAUGCAGCAGCAGAGGCUCUCAUUCUCCAGAUGCAACAAGAACCUCUACAGGGUGGGUCUGGAGAGGAGGAAAUCAUCAAAUGUGAUGGCAAAGAACGUCUUCCGCCUGGAACUGUCCAACAAGUUGUUCUACAAGGUGAAGGAGGUGAAACAGAAACUGUUCAUCUGGUCUUAAUACAAGAGCAGUCAUCAAAGGAUCGUGGUGAUGCAUUGGAUGCUAUAGGUGAUGAGAAAGAGCUGGCAGCUGUUGCAGCUGAACAAGAAGAACUCGCCAUAACUGGAGACCAUGUUCAACGUGUCAUUUUGCAGCAGAGUUCAAAUACUGUCCACAAUCAGGAAAGUCUUGAGCAAGAAGUACUUCAACAGUUAAUGUUGCAACAGAAUGCUGUCAACCUUGGCAGCUCAGAACAAGCCACUGGGGAUCAGCAGUCACAGCUUGAUGUUGUAACUGGUGAAGCAACUGAUCAAGCUUUACACAAUCCUUUAGGACAAAGCUCCUCUCAAGAGGAAUUCGGUCAAGAAUAUCAAAUAAAUCGAACAGAGCUUGUUCAUGAAGAGACUUCACCAUCAAUUCAAGUCAACUUGCUACAGGAAACUCAUUCUAGUGACCAAGAACAGCAGAUAUUUCACAUUGUAUCAAGUGAGCAAAACUCCGAAAUCCCAGUUAGGCAGGCUCUUAUUCAGAGCUCAGCUUCAGGAGAGGUAAUUAGAACUGGUGAAGUUUAUGCAGAUUCCGAGGUUCCUACACAACAAAUCAUUAUUCAGGAUGGAAAUAUUCCAGCAGAAGCAUCUGCAGCUCAACUGUUGCAACAAGUAGCUCUUCAGCAGGGUCUUUUGCAGGGUGAAGAUAGAUUAGUGGUAUAUCAGCAGUCUGACUUACCAAGUGAUGAUGUACAGCAGAUUGAAGAGCAAGACUCUUCUCAGGAACCUGUUCACUUGUAUGUGAUCCAAGAACAUUUUGUAGAAGAAGAACACAGUGAAAACUGAUGAUGUAGAUAGUUGUUGAAUGUUAUAAACAAAUUGUCCAUUUGAAACAUACAGUAUUUCAAAAUUAAUUACAUUAAUUGAAUUGUAUGAAAGCUAUAAAAAUGUAAAUCAAUUGAAAAUUCGUAGAAUUGGUGCAGUGAGGCUGUUCAGGCUUUAAAUGUUAAAGGUUAUUGGUUGCAAACACUGACAGCGGUGGCGCCGGGGGCCUUGGCUGUCGGGGAAUAACCUCAAUUCGUCAGGGAGAAAAAGAAAUGAUAUGCUUUUCUACAUAUAAUGAGACUCUAAAAUUGAUUAAAUAAACCUUUGAAACCACUUUCAAAAGAUUUUGAUCGAUGCCCGGCCAAGCCCAUUUACUCUCGUCUCGGACAUGGGGCCCCCCCCCUGUCGGGCAAAUCCUGGCGCCACUGGCGAAUUGUUACCUUUUCUCAGUGGCAAGAUGUUGAGACAUGGAAUGUUUUGGUAUGUUUGUAAUACUGUACUGGGGUACUUCCUUAUAAUUGGCACUCCCUCAUCUUUGGUGCAUACAGACUUUGGUGGCACCUUGUAAGUU